Messenger RNA from Musa acuminata subsp. malaccensis (wild Malaysian banana), 1721 nucleotides. RefSeq names its product probable serine/threonine-protein kinase PBL3. Gene Ontology annotation, biological process: protein phosphorylation. Lineage: Eukaryota; Viridiplantae; Streptophyta; Magnoliopsida; Zingiberales; Musaceae. Gene Ontology annotation, molecular function: ATP binding; protein kinase activity. The record is from RefSeq and is a predicted model, not a curated record.
GCGGUCCUCCACUCGGGCUCUGUCUCUCUCUCCGUCUCUCUCCGUCUUCUUCUUCUCGCUCCUCUUGCCUCUGUUUCCCCCGCGGACCGCCGCAGAGAAACGACUGGGAGAGGAAAGGAACGAGCUUUCGGUCGAGCGGAAAGGUUUCUUUCUGCUGCUUUCUGGCGGGGAAAAGGGAAUCGAUGGGGAACUGCGUGAUCUCUUCGUCGCGGGUCGAGAACGCCCACACCCCGCGGAAUGCCUCAUAUCCUCCAAAGGUCGUCGCCAGUAAAAGAAGUUUAUUUUCAGUUUCUUCGUCUCGGGCAACAUUCUCGUCCCCUUCAACUCUGUCUGUGCCUUCUUUUAGCGAUAAGACGAGCAACGGGAAUCUUUCUACACCAAGAACUGAAGGCGAAAUAUUAUCCUCCUCACAGUUGAAGGCUUUCACGGUCAAUGAGUUGAGAAAUGCCACGAGGAACUUCCGCCCUGACAGCCUUCUAGGGGAAGGAGGAUUCGGUUAUGUCUACAAAGGUUGGAUCGAUGAACAAAGUUUUUCUGCUACGAAGCCUGGAUGCGGAAUGGUUGUUGCUGUCAAGAAGCUUAAGCCUGAAAGUUUCCAAGGGCACAAGGAAUGGCUGACAGAGGUUGAUUAUCUAGGUCAGCUUCACCAUCCAAAUUUGGUUAAGCUCAUCGGGUACUGUUCAGAGGGUGACAGUAAACUUCUGGUCUAUGAAUUCAUGCCAAAAGGCAGCUUGGAAAAUCAUCUGUUCAGAAGAAGUGCUCAACCACUAUCAUGGACGACAAGGAUCAAGGUUGCAAUUGGAGCUGCUAGAGGGCUCACGUUUUUGCAUGACGCUGAAUCUCAAGUUAUAUAUCGAGAUUUUAAGGCCUCCAACAUUCUGCUUGACUCGGAGUUUAACGCCAAGCUUUCAGACUUUGGCUUGGCAAAAGCUGGACCAACCGGAGAUAGAACUCAUGUGUCGACCCAAGUCAUAGGCACUCAUGGAUAUGCAGCUCCUGAAUAUAUCGCAACAGGUAGACUUUCGGUGAAAGCUGACGUCUACAGUUUCGGGGUUGUACUAUUGGAGCUCUUGUCUGGGCGUCGAGCCGUCGACAAAUCAAAGCUGGGCAUAGAGCAGAACCUGGUGGAAUGGGCGAAACCCUGUUUGGGUGACAAGCGGAAAGUAUUCCGGAUCAUGGACACAAGGCUGGAAGGGCAGUAUCCAAAGAAAGGAGCUCUUGUUGUUUCCAUGCUUGCUUUGCAAUGUAUCGACCAUGAGGCCAAACUCCGGCCUCGUAUGUCUCAUGUCUUGGCCUCACUGGAGCAAUUGCAAGAUCCCAAAUCUGCAGCGUUUCCUCCGCAAGCUGAUCGACACAAGACCUCCUGUGCCAUCUCCAAGUCACCAACGACGCAUCGUCAUUCGUCGCUACACCCAGCGGCGGCCGUAAGGUCUCCAUUGCCGCCGAUAGCGAUCACCACUGGAACACUAAGCUAGAGACUUCACUGGAACUAGUAUUGUCAGGUCCAAUUUCGGUCAGGAUGAGUCGCUAAUCUGUUUUGUGCUUCUCUUAAGUUAGUUUAUAGAUUGAUGUUUGUACUUCACAUCAUCUGUUGUAGGCACUUGUCCUUAAAAAAUUCACCUGAAAGUCCAUUGACAAUUGCUUUCAGGUGCAUGUUUCAUGGUUCUUCUUGUGAUCAUAGGAAUGCAUUAGUGUGGCUUCUUAUGCCAUGAUCUUGGUUU